AUGUCGGACGGUGGGUCCGACUCGAACAAGACGCCUGGGUGUCCCGAGUCUCAUGGGGGCGGUGAAGAUGAGCCUACGAAAGGACUCGAGCGGGCAUACAGGCUCAUGGUCACUACAGGAUUCUGUUUAGUUCGAAAGGUGAGCAUGCUGACUCCUCCCCCGCGCCUGCUACUGCGCAUUCGAUUAUGGCGAAUGCGGUGA
Molecule: messenger RNA, 201 nt
Organism: Peronospora matthiolae
Lineage: Eukaryota; Oomycota; Peronosporomycetes; Peronosporales; Peronosporaceae
Source: the annotation of a GenBank genome assembly